AUGGCGAAGAAAAAGAAGCCCGCCGGCAACCCCGCACGGGGCUUUGCGACCACGUCUGUUGCGAGCAAGCCCAAGCCAGAAAAGACGGCCGCAGAUGGCCCAACCAAGGAAGUCGCUCAAGCACCGUUAAAGGAAAGCACGACGGCACCGGAACCUACAGAUGCACCCCAGACAUCCCAGCCGACCGAAGCGCCCAAGCCAGAAGUCGCACCCACUCCAGAGGAACUCGAGGCCCAGCUAGAGCGAGAUGAACUCCAGCUGCUUGUUGAGAAGCACGCACCAAAGGUUCGGCGUGAAUCAAGUCGACAUGUCUCAAAGUUCCAGACAGACCGUAGGCUCCUCCGCAGCCAGUCGCAUGCCAUGACCGUUCAUGAUUGGCUUCCUAAUGAGAUCUUGGAUAGUAUCAUCCUCCUGGCCCAAGCAGAGUCGAAUGAUUCAAACAGGAGACAAGGACAGCAGUCCCUUCUCAAGACCCUGACUGAAGAGGAUGCCAUGUCCAAGCUUUGGACUCUUGAUCUUACCCUACGUGAGCUAGGCUUCUCCCAAGACCACAUUCAGCCUGUCUUGAGAUGGCUUUGUGCCAAUGCUGCAAGCAUCGAUGCAUCUUCCGGUAUUUGGGGUCUUCAAGAAGCGCUAGAGUGGCUUGCUUUGGAUCAAUGCGAGGACCACUCUUUCUCGUACGAAGAACUGCAGCCUAAACGAUCAGGGCUUGAGUCUCUCGACGCUUCUCGGCCCCCUACACCGCCACCUCAGCCAGCAGCAAACGGAGCGACCACAUCUGGAGCCUCACCUUCAACAGCUCCUAGAGCCCCGGCACCGGCCGAGUCCAGUCAGUCAGAUGUUUACGUCAGUGAUCUUGACAGCGACCUUGAGCUCGACGAGCUUAUCCCUGCGUAUCUGAAGAUCAAGGGCAAAUUGUUCGAAAUUGAUCCUCAGCUCGUCGAUGCCUCUACACGAAAACCGAAGGGUGGUAAAUCCAAGAAGACAGCGCCUGUGCCCACGCAGACUCCUGAUGUCAGGAAAUUACUCUCUCAACUGCAGCAGAUAACUUCAGAUCCCCUCUUUGAUGAGUAUCAAGCUGAAGCGCAGUGGCCCGCGAAGCGUAACCAGAUUGCCCAAAGUCAAGCUGAGAAGAGGCAGCGAACUGACUCAAAGUCUGGCGAUUCGCAAGUACAGGACAAAGACGUCACUCUCGAACUUCCAGUGUCGGCCAAGGUUGAAGCUGCACCUGCACCAGCAGCUUCUUCAACCGAACACGAAGGUGAAGAAGACGCUGAUCUGCUGGGAGGCAUGUUUACUGCAGUGUCUGAUGCAACGCCUGCCUCUGAGAAUACAUCCAACGGUGUGAGUUCUGAUGACAUAGCCCUGCGUGACUUCGGCAAGAUGAGUGGAGUGUCUCCCCGCAAAGUGCUCGAAGAGGCGGUCCGAUCAAGGGAUGCUGGUGCACGUCUAACUUACAAGAUGAUCUCGCCUACAACGUAUACUUGCCGACACUCGGUAACCAUCGACUGGUCCAAGGAACAAGAUGUUGAAUAUGACACGGAGAUUACCGGGGUGGUUUGUACUCCGUAUAGGAAGCAGAUCAUAUUCGCGGCGACCGACAUCGCUGCUGUAUCGGUUGAACAAAGUGAAAGUUUCAUCUCCGUCGCCGCGCUCUUUUCGAUCUCCGCCUCUCUUCCGAAAGAAGAAAAGGUUCAUCUCCGGCUUCCAUCCAACUGGAGAGAGAUUUACAGAGAGUUUUUGGAGCGUCGGAAGACGCGCCUGGAUGCGUUGGAUCGUGAUGCUAUUAAACACUAUCGCUCGAUUAUCGAGGAUCAGAUCGAGAACGAAGAGUCGGAUGGUGUUGUGCUUACGAAUCGCUUCAAGAUGCGCGCUCAGGCUGCGACGAGCUCGAGCGCAUCAAACUCUGGCUAUAGCACACCGGUGCGACAUCACGAUGGUCUAAGAGAGCUAUGGGCCGCCAAAACGUCAACUCCAUCAUACCAACGUAUGCUUAUUGGACGAAUGAAUCUCCCAGUCUUUAACUUUAAAGAUUCCAUCUUGUCGACAAUCGAUAAAAAUCAGGUCACCAUCAUCUGCGGUGAGACUGGCUGCGGAAAGAGUACACAGAUCCCGGCCUUCGUCCUCGAGCACGAGCUCUCCCAAGGUAAGGCAUGCAAAGUCUACUGUACCGAGCCAAGACGUAUCUCUGCCAUUUCACUUGCCCAACGUGUGAGCGAGGAACUAGGCGAAGGGCCCAAGGAUCUUGGAUCCAUGCGCUCACUCGUCGGAUACGCAAUUCGUCUCGAGUCAAAGACCUCUUCCCAGACUCGCUUGGUGUAUGCGACUGUGGGUGUGGUAUUACGCAUGCUAGAAUCAUCUGGCGGGUUACAAGAGGUUACCCAUCUGGUCAUUGAUGAAGUUCACGAAAGAUCUAUCGACACUGAUUUUCUCCUGGUUAUACUUCGGUCACUGAUGGAGCGCCGACCUGAACUCAAGGUUAUAUUAAUGAGCGCCACGGUAGAUGCCGCAAAGUUCUCAAGGUACCUCAACGAUGCGCCGAUCCUCACAGUACCAGGUCGCACUUUCCCAGUUCAGACUCGAUACCUGGAGGAUGCAGUAGAGUUGACGCAUUAUGCUGGAGCGUCCGAUGCGACCAAAGUUGCCGCCACAAGCGACGACGACGAGAAUGACGAGAUCACAAGUGAUAAAUCCGGCAUUCCCAGCAAGCUCCCAGGGUACAGCCCAGCGACGCGCAAUGUGCUCUCCGCUUAUGACGAGUAUGCUAUCGACUACGAUCUGAUAACGCGCCUGAUUGAGACGGUUGCGUAUGAUCCGCAGCUGAGUCGCUUCAGCAGUGCCAUCUUGGUUUUCCUUCCUGGCCUUGCUGAAAUCCGCCAGCUCAAUGACAUACUGGUUAGUCAUCCUUCUUUCAAGGCCGACUGGUAUGUGUAUCCGCUGCACUCCACCAUCUCGAGUGAGGAUCAACAGGCCGCAUUUCUCGUUCCACCUCCAGGCGUACGCAAGAUUGUGCUCGCUACCAACAUCGCUGAGACUGGAGUUACGAUCCCGGAUAUCACCUGUGUUGUUGACACUGGCAAGCACAAAGAGAUGAGGUUUGACGAACGCAGACAGCUAUCGCGCUUGACACAGUCGUUCAUCUCAAGAGCCAAUGCGAAGCAGCGCCGCGGUCGUGCAGGCCGUGUACAGGAAGGACUAUGCUUCCAUCUGUUUACAAAGUACCGGCACGACAAUCUCAUGGCGGAACAGCAGACACCUGAGAUGUUGAGACUUUCGCUUCAAGACUUGGUCAUGCGCGUGAAGAUCUGCAAACUGGGUGAUAUCGAGGCUACCCUUGCUCAAGCACUCGACGCACCCUCUUACAAAAACAUCCGCCGAGCGAUCGAUGCACUUGUGGAGGUCGAUGCGUUAACACCAAGCGAAGAACUGACACCUCUUGGACGUCAAAUCGCAAAGCUCCCCUUGGAUGCACACUUGGGUAAGCUUGUACUGCUUGCAAGCACAUUCGCUUGUGUCGACGUUGCUAUUACCAUAGCUGCAAUUGUCUCUUCCAAGUCUCCGUUUUUGACGCCAUUCGGGGCAAAGCAACGAGCUGACAUCGCUCGUCUCGCGUUCAAGAAGGGCGAUUCUGAUCUUCUCACGACUUACAACGCCUACAGGGCCUGGAAGGCAGUCUGUACUACUCCAGGACGGUCUGAGAUGCAGUUCUGCCACAAGAACUUUCUCAGCCCGCAAAAUCUGGGAAAUAUCGAGGACCUCAAAGCCCAACUCUUCUCCUCACUGGUGGACGCAGGCUUCAUACAACUUACCCCCGAAGAGCGCCGCGCCAUGAGCCGCUACCGGAACACGUCACGUCAUCGUGUAUUCGUCGAGGUGCCAGCACAGUAUGACAUCCAUACCGACAACGACAUUCUGGUCAACUCUGUCAUAGCGACAGCGUUCUACCCCAAGAUCCUAACCCGCGAAGGCAAAGGCUGGCGAAACAUCUCAAACAACCAAACUGUCAGUCUAGGGCCAACCUCGGUCAACAAAGGCUCGCAAACCGCCCACUUCCUCUCCUACUACAACAUCAUGCAAUCCAGCAACAAAUUCUACAACGCACACUCUACUUCCAUCGCGUAUCCCCUGCCCAUGGUGCUCAUGGUAGCCGCAGAUAUGGACUUUAAAUUGCACGCCGGUGUCAUCAGUCUGCCGGGUAAUGUACUGCGGUUUGCGGUUAGGGAAUGGAGGGCGGCUGUUGCGCUGAAGGUGUUGAGACGGCGGAUCAAGGAGAUUCUGGCGAAUAGCUGGAAGAAUCCUGCGCGCCAGUUGAGUGAUCGGGAGAAGGAGUGGCUUGGUCUAUUCUACAGAAUGUUUGAGGAGAGGUUUGAGAAGGAUGAAAGGAUUAGGGAGAGGGCUGGGGGGAAGGCGAAGUGA
Alternaria atra is the source of this 4416-nucleotide messenger RNA. RefSeq lists its product as uncharacterized. Gene Ontology annotation, cellular component: intracellular anatomical structure. Lineage: Eukaryota; Fungi; Ascomycota; Dothideomycetes; Pleosporales; Pleosporaceae. Gene Ontology annotation, molecular function: RNA binding; ATP binding. The record is from RefSeq and is a predicted model, not a curated record. The coding region runs from base 1 to 4416 and encodes 1471 amino acids. The transcript is spliced from 2 exons.